Messenger RNA from Naegleria fowleri, 2316 nucleotides. RefSeq lists its product as uncharacterized. Lineage: Eukaryota; Heterolobosea; Eutetramitea; Acrasida; Naegleriidae. The transcript has a single exon. The coding region runs from base 1 to 2316 and encodes 771 amino acids. The record is from RefSeq and is a predicted model, not a curated record.
AUGAAAUCCUUUCUCAGUAACCUUUUCAAAAUCAAUUCCACCUCCACAACCACCACUUCCACCUCCACCACCGGAUCCUUCACCACCACUUCCACCGUUCAAUCCAAUCGCAAUCAUCAUCACCACCAACGAGCUUCUUCCUUCAUUGACCACAAAAAGACCAAACAUUCCAAUCCAUCCUUAGAAAAUGGAGCUCUCGAACAACAACAACAUUCCUCUCCACUCAAACGAAAGAGAAAUUAUUCAAAUGACACUCUCCAUGACAUGUUGGAAUCGUAUUCUCCACGAUCAGAAUCUAUUGCAAGUUCGUUAACGACUCGUGGUGGUGGUGAUGGUUGUGAUGGUAAUUGUGAAAAAUCUCUCUUGAAAACUCCAACGACUCCAGAUCGAUCCAAACAACUCAAAUUGACUCCACCCAAUGAGAGAGGAGUGAGAAGACAAGAUUCAUCCAUUAUUGAGGCGUAUAAUCCAAUGCAACAACAACAACAAGGUGGAAAUAGAUCCUUCUCGUCCAGAAAAUCCUCUUCAAUGAUGAAUCCGUUGGGAGUGUCAGAUGUCAAGGGAAUGGAUAAGCAUGCUCGAGAACAAAACAGCCUCAACAACAAUAGUCAAAACUUGAGCGCUUCUAAGCAUGUCCAUGGUCGUUCCAUGUCCUUAAAAUUCCUUCCUGGACAACUUUUAGGUAGAGAAGAUGCUUCAAACUCUUCUUUACAAUCACCUCGUUUACCUUCUUCUCCAACGACUUCAACCAAACAACAAACCUCACCUGCCAGAUCGAAUUCUAUCAGUUAUAAUCCAUUGGAACAAUUUCCACAGGCAUACAAAGGUUUGGAACCUUUUUGUAUCGAAGCCUCACUUGCCAAAUUAGGUAAAAAGUUCAACGAAAUGAUUUACAAGCAAACAGAAAGUUGGAUUCAAGCUUCGAAUGGAGAAGAAGAGUUUAAGAAUGCGAGUACCAACAUGAAAUUCACGAGAGACUUACUUCGAAUGUCUCACUGUAUGAGCAUCGAUCAAUUCGAACCUGUCAAUCCGCAACAAGCGCACACACGAGUUCUCUCUAACACCAAUUUGUCCACUUUACACACAGAUAAAUUCAAGAGAAUUCAUGAUUUUUCUCAAAUUGAAGAUCCCACUUUAAGAAUGAUUGAAAUUAUUAAUGCCACUCAUCAUCUCUUUGAAAAGUCAGAUGCCAACAAGAAUGGCGGUAAAUUCUGCACUCUUGAGUGUUAUCAAGACUUGACGAAUACAUUCCAAUCACAAAAUGUUCAACCCGAUGAUUUGGUCAAUGUUUUUAGAACCUUGUGUGUGAAGAGACAACGUCAUCAACCAGCUGCUGCCUCAAGUCAAAUGUCAUCCGAAACAACAUCAAGCACGCACCAUCAAAGAACGAGUUCUUUCAAUGUAAUCACACCACCAGAAGAAAAACCGCAUCCCAUGCUUAAAGUCUUGUGUCUGAUUGAUCAAUCUGUGGUGGUUGGAACAUUGGGUCAAGUCGCUCAGUGCAUCAUGACUCUCAAAAAUAGUAUUUCACAACUUCCUCAAAAGGAAGCUGCCAUUACCAUCGAUCAGUUUAAGGAUAUUCGUGGAACAUGGACGGUGACCUUUAGAGAUUAUGGCGACAAGUUGAGUGUUUUGCAUCAACGAACCGAUUGCAUGUUAACCAAAAAUAAUCCAAAAUUAUUUUCUUCAUCGAUGAAAGGUCCAAUGAACACUUCAAACAACAACAACAAACAAGGACCACCUCGAUCCGAAUUUUUGGAAUUGUUUCACAUUACAUGGCAAGUGGAGUUAUUUUUCAAUUCUCGUGAAAACCCUCAAUUCAUUCAAGCCAUUGAGGUUUCAUUGAGAGACAUUGAUUGGACUUGUUCUGGUUCGAGAGAUCUUCAUGAUGAGAAUUCGACCUUUAUGAUCUUGUCGCCUGAACAGAGAUUUGAAGCUGAAAGAAUUUGUCGUCUCUUCUUCUCUGUGAAGAAUGAGGUGAAACGAUUCAGUGGUGGUAAUCAAACGAGGACGAACUCAGUUCUCACACAACCAGUGAAAUGUCGAAUCGAUAUUAUUCCACCUCAUGUUCCAGGAGUUCCAUUGGUUUCUCUAAGUAAUAGCAGCAACAACAGUAACAACAACACUCAUCACGGAUUAACUUCACCAAGACAAGGUUCAAGUGGUUCCUUGACAAGUCCUCAUAGAAAAGCCACUCCUUCCUUGCGUCUCAAUUAUAAUUGGUUCACCAAAUUAUUCUCUUCCAAUUCAAACUCGUCUCAAGUAGAAGAUGUGUUGGCUGAGUAUGUGGUUCCAACAAGUACUUCUCUGAGAUAA